GAUACUGAUAUCACAAGUCUACCCAGAAAAAUAAUGCAAAGAAUAUAAUUAAUGAAUAGUACACCUUACACCCUAAUUGCACUUGCCUUGAACAUAUUCUAAUGGUUGCCAUGAUGAUCUGUUGAAUUUGUACAAUUUUAGGGCAAAAACUAGUAGUGAUUGUUGAAAAGAGAUUUUUUAUUAAAUAAUAACUAGUAUAAUGUGAUAGUAAAAAAAUGUAAAAUUGUUGCUGUUAUGUGGACGUGUUAAAGGUAAACAAGAUUUUGUAAGUUUUUUAUGUAUACUGUCAAAAAUACCUACCAAUAUAAAGGUAGACUUUUAAAAUAUUAUUCUAGCAACACAGUUAUUUCGCGGAUCCCAAGAUGAGUGAACGGAUUUUUGUUGUCAAAUAUAUUUUAUAAAAAUAAAUAUUUAAUAUUAAUUUGCUUAAUAGGAAGAAGAUCCGUAUUUUUACCGGAAUUAAGUAGUGAAGAGUUCGGGUGUGAAGUUUUGUGUUAUUUCCAUUGAUUUAUUAGAGGUUUCUGUCUUGUUUUGUGGCUUCAUUGUUUGAAAUCCUCUCGGCUCGGCAAGAAAGAGGUCUAGGCUCCCGAGUUUGUUCGCGUGAUGUCAUGACUACGGUGCUAUAAUCAAGAGACUGAUAACUUAAGAAGGGGGACACCUGGCAAGACUGACUGGCACCUAUGAUGACAUAGCCGGAAGAUGUCUAAGGUGCUGAGCGCGCUUGGUGGUGCGCUGCCAGAUGAGCGGCCCCUGCUGUCCUUGCAGAUCGUGGAGACGGUGGCCAAGUGUCCUACAGGGUACUGGCCCGUCAGCAGGACGUAUGAUGAAGACGCUGACGCUGGACUACUGCGCCAGAAUGGCUUGUUCGGCAAGAAACCAAGCCACUACAUUUGUUUGUCCAAGUCCGAGGGUGUUCCUGGCUACGUGAUGGACGGUGUAGUGAUAGUGGGGGAGCGAGAGGCAGCUCCGCCCGGGUACAGCGUGGCGGGGCGCGCUGGGAAGAGGCGGCUGUGUACGCGCGUCUCCCGCCCUGCUGCAGCGCGCGCCUACCCGCCUGUGACAGACGUCAUCGUCUGCUCUAAGAUGAGGCAGGCGCCGCAGGGGUUCAUACUCGCUGGUGAGAUAAACGGCAAGAUGGUGUGCUACAAAGUGAGCGGCGGCAGCGCGGACAACUCGCCCACACACAACGAGUACGAGAACGUGGUCACUAACAUCACGCCCGAAGCUAAUAGGAGAUUACGUGUACCAGAGCGGCCACCGAAGCUAUCGCCUCUAGUCUCCGAACUAAACAACUUGAAUCUCAAGCAGUCGCCGACCGCGUACCCUAACAUCGAGGAGUUCACCACGGACCAUGACUACGAAGCCUUAAGUCCGUCAUACAAUAUUAAACCAAGUCGGCCGGCGCCCCGGCCACCGUCAGCGAAAUCCCCGAUCCCACACGGGAGCCCCGCUGGACCGACGUCUCCCGUAGCACAUGGUCGCAAGAAGGGACCCGCGCCCCUACCAAGAAACACCAUAUACCAGACGUUGGGAGGCUACAACGGGAUGGAAGGAGUGCCAUUUUUAUUGAACCCCAAGUUGAGAGGGUUGCCUAGUGAUCAUGUGACACAAUUGCCCGUUAUAAAGCGGCGCACGCGCUUCGAUCUCGACCGUGACUACACCUACAAUUUCAGCGUGGAGCGGCAGACGUGAGACGAAGCGAAACAAACCAUUUUGCCAUAUAAAUAAGGUAUAUUAUACUUGUUCUACGUAGAUAUCAAAUGACCUUACCCUGCGAUUGAAAACAUUGAAUGUAAUAGACAUCACUAUAAAACUAAGUCACUUUACGUCUACCGGUUGAAAGAUAUUUCGCGAAUUUUCUAGAAAAUGCUCAACGAAUAUUCAUAGAAACGUUUGUCCUGCAAUUAGUUUAAAGUGUUCGUACGUGUUCAUCCCUCAAUCCCAUAGAUAGUUGCCAAUGUAUAGUUACACAUGAGUUGUUAAAGUUGAGUGUGGAGUUUCAAUAGUGCUUGAAAUGAGUUCUGCUUUGUCUGUAAGUAGACUCCUAUCCGUUUCAAUACUAAUCCCUUCUUCGAGAAAAGUAAUAAAGUAAUUAUAUUUAGUCAAAUAGCAUCCCAUCUCCAACAUAGACUAUUAUGUUUGAAGUUUGACAGGACAAUGGACUCCUUGACAGAUAUUUAACAAUGUUGCCAGCACUUAAAAUCUAAUAUUACCACGGUAAAAUUUAAAUAUUGUAAAUCGUGACAUUAUAAAUUGGUUGUGUUUGUAAAUGUGACGUUUUCGAGUUAGUCGGCUCAACGUUAGGACUGACGAAUUUGAUUAUAAUUAUGAUUAUAGCGAUUCGUUCACAUAUCCUUAUUGUAUAUUGUAAAUGUGAUGGCUUGGAUGCGGGAGACUGGAUAUUCAAUACAAAAUUAUAAAAAAUACACAACCUGCAUUGAUGGUAUUGAUACAAAAUAUUAUAAUCUAGUUGCCGGAAUAAAAUCUGUUAUAAAUAUAUCAAUAAAAUCUGUUUGCUGAAACUGGCCAGAGGGCUAAGUACGAGUUUGUUGUACCUUCAAAGUAAUCGAAAAGAGUACGCAUUCGGCGCUCUAUGGGAGUGCCGAAUGCGGUCUCGUUCUCGUUCCUAAAAGAAACUCGUACCAAGGCCUCAGAAUGUUACCGUUUAUAUAACUCUUGUAUUGGUACUUACUACAAAGACAAUGUUUCACAUUAUAAAAGAUUGUAUUUAAACAAGGUAUGAGUAUCUAUUGUCUCCUGUUUCCUAGCAUUUAGCGUGUUGACCCUGAGGCCUUGAUCGCGUGUCGAUGUAUAGUUAUAGACUUGCAGAGCUCUAGCAUGGAACAAUACACAUGCCAUGCAAAUACUUCUCUACGAAGACAAUCUUACUAAACAACACUCCCAGACUAUGUGCUCAAUACUACAACACAAUAUAACUUCUGUUUAAACUGUGCUAGAGCUCUUUAUUGAUUGUCAUGUGUCAAUAAACUGUGUAUCAUGAUGCGGAAGCAAUGAGAGUGAAUUUGUAAAAAUAUAAUUAUUAUUGUUUAAUUACAUGAACGACAAAACAUUGUUUAUAUGUAGAAAACAUUUAUUGGUCAAAUAUUAUUAUUAUUAUUAAAUGACUGAAAAUUGCACACAAUUUAAAUUGUAAAAAGAAAGGUUUCGUGUAAAAAAUGUAGGAAAUGAUUAAUUGAUAAAGUAAUCGUAGUGGUACUUGGAAUUAGUUUAAAGUGUAUGGUGUGAUCAUUUUUAUCACCAUCUUUAAAUACAUGGAUACCGGCAGUUGUUUUUUUCGAAAACACAAGACAAUGAUUAGGUAUACGCUUUUAAAGUUGCUACUUCCCGUGUUUCGAUAAGAAGUUGUCCAGAGCGUAAACAGCCCUACCUAUAUGUUUAUAGUUAAAAAGCUCCUUUAUAUACAGACUUCUACAGUUACUCCUGUCGGAAGAAUGCCUUUUUACAAUCUCGAACAGGUAUUGAAAAAUAUCAAUGAAAUAGAAAAAUGAGUAAAUAGUUAGGCCUGCUUUUAUCCAGGUGAAAUCUUAUAAUUUAAUUACAAAAUACGUCCUAUGUCGUUACAGCGUGCAACUGUGAAGGUCUGUAUGUACGAAUGGAGCUGUAUAUUUUAUAGUGUGCAAACCAACAUACUUGUUACAUAAUGUCUGGUCAUUGCCUACUGACUAACUCUAUGACGAUUGGUCUGCGCUUUCCACGUAUUCCUAAUCGUGUCAUAUGAUCAAUAUGACUAUGUUAAUCCGUUGUGUAAAGGUGUCUCUACCUUGUUAGUAGGUUCUCAAGUGUUAACGAAUGGUAACUAUUUACAAAGUAGCGUGUAAUGAAAUGUGCCAAUGCCAGUACAAAGUGUAGGUCUGGUGCCCGGCCGCUCCGCCAGCCAACGACUAGUCAAACAGAACGAAUUUGAUUUACUUGCACCAUUUUAUCGACUGACAUCAAACCAUAUACGCUCACUUGUGUAUACAAUUUUUAUGGCACCCUCAAGUCUAUUUUUAGACAAUAUUCGUUUUGUAUCACUUUCCUUAGGUAUUGUCGGCUUAUAUGUUUAAGUUGUUUUUGACAAUAACCCGGGUGGAAUAAGUAAACACGGUUAUGAAAAGUUGUGAAUGAGUUAUAAGAUCCUUACGUUAGUGUAAUUUAGUUAUUCAUAUUCAACAAUGUAUUUUUUUUGAUAUAUUGCAUGUAUUGAGUUACUCCCGAUUGUUAAUACAGGUAAAUAUAUUACGAUAUGUGAAUUAGAAAAUAUUUAUUAUGUGUAAUGACGAAUGUGGUACUUGAUUUUCCUCGUGUCUAACCUUAAGUAGCACAUGUAUUGUCUUGAGGAAAUAACCGGUGCUGGAGACAAGCGCGUAUGGAAGCACUGAGUGUGAGAUGUGUAGGUAACACGAGUUACCCUGCGGGGUUAUGUCCUAGGUAUAAGCUCAUUGCGCACCACGCACUGCCUGGUCCUGCGUCACAGGAGCCGCGCAGUGUCGGUACGCGAUGGUGGUAACAUACGGUCCAGUUUGCACUAUUGUUUGUCAAUUUGUUGUACAUAUCUUAGCGUAUUGUGUUCGCACGACUGUUAUUUAUUAACUCGAUAAAUAGCUUUACUUGCUUUAUAAUAAAAUCCGUUUAUUUGACUACCCAUUAUAGCCUGUAAAGAGAUUCUGUAAUGCAAUUUUAAAGUAAAUAUUAGACUUGUUUCUAGUUGAACUUGUUAUAGAUUGGAGAUGACAGAAUAGUAUUGUUUUUGUCUCAAAUCCUAUUUGUUUUACUCAAAUAUUUAUUAGUGAUAUUGUAAAUAAUUUAUGUAUAAUGCAAUUAGAAUAUUAGUACGCUUUUUUACACAUUAGAAAUGUAUUUCAUCUGAUAAUUUGUUUAGAAUGACUACGAAGAAAUAAAAUAAAAAUUAAAUUAUUGACUGAUUACAUUGUGUUUUAAU
Spodoptera litura is the source of this 4942-nucleotide messenger RNA. RefSeq names its product multivesicular body subunit 12-like Mvb12 (gene Mvb12). The record is from RefSeq and is a predicted model, not a curated record. Gene Ontology annotation, cellular component: ESCRT I complex; cytosol. Gene Ontology annotation, biological process: endosome to lysosome transport via multivesicular body sorting pathway; regulation of epidermal growth factor receptor signaling pathway; virus maturation. NCBI's taxonomy places the organism in Eukaryota, Metazoa, Arthropoda, Insecta, Lepidoptera, Noctuidae.